UUGCGAACGCCCUCGUUGUCCGGUGAACGUGGUUGUGGUAGUUCCUCAAGUGUUGAUAGUGUCAUUGCUUUUGAUUUAAAAUUAUAUUUUAUUCAUCGGUGAGAUAUCAGGUGUACGAUGAAGACGUUGUUGUGGUGCGUGGUGACGUGCGCGGUGGCGGCUGUCGUGCUGUCAGACGACAUAGAGCUGGAGUUACAGAGCGGAUUGCUCGUCAAGAUGCUGAGGGAGAUGGUGAACCAGACGAAAGUGGACACGCUGAACCUUCCGUCCAACGCCACGUCCAUUCGCGAGAACAUCACCGACACAUUCAGUUGCGAGAAUCGCACGUACGGCUACUACGCGGACGUAGACAAUGAAUGCCAGGUGUUCCACGUUUGCCUGCCCUCGCAGGCCGUCACCGGUAGAAACGUCACCUUCCGCUGGAGCUUCAUUUGUCCAGCUGAAACUGUCUUCAAUCAAGAAGUACUAACGUGCACAAGACCACGUGAUGCUAUCUCCUGCGACGAGUCGCCAAUGUAUUACGAUGUCAAUAUGGAAUUCGGUAAAGUGAAUGACAGUAAGGAACAAACAAAACCCGAAGACAAUGCCCCGAUGAGCAAUUCUGCACCGAACACUGAAGCUGUGUCGUCGUCACCACAGAGAUGGAAUCAAGCAAACAGAAAAAAAGAAAACUUAGUUGUUGAAACACUUUUUAACGACGUAGUACCAAAUACGAAGUCCGUAAAGGAAGAUAUCAAGGAAUACGAUAGUAAAAUUAUAGACACAGUUAAAGAAGAAAUUAGAAAUUACAAUUAUAACACGCUGCAAACAGUAAAUAAAGAUUUCAGUACAGUGAGUCAAAACAUCCACGAUCUUAAAGAAGAAAUAAAAGGUAUCGAAAAGGAAAUUGUGAAGAUUACUGAUGAUAUUAAGGACACUGAUUAUGAAAAGAUGCAGGUAACAAAGGAUAAUACAAAAGAAAUUGUACAAUACAGAAACGAAGAAUUAAUGAAUAGUGAGGCGAGCCAUGACAAUAUAGAGUCUCAUAUAAAUGAAGGAGCCGUUGCGCUACCUCACGUCAUACUGAAAAAAAUAGAAGAGAUGAACGCUGAGCCCGUAAUGCCUGUGGUGGCGGAGGAAGUCAUUCCUUUUGUUGAAGAAGUAAAUAAAGAAGACGAGGAUGCGACUGUGGCAGAAAUUGAUAAUUCUAGAAUAGCAGCAGAAAGAAGUUUGAAAAGGACUGGUCGAAAAAUGUAUCGGGGGUCGUUAAGGUUUAGACCUACUUUGUGAUAAAACAGACAGAUAUAGAAAUUAAGUGUGAAUUAUAUUCUACUGUGAUAAGUCAAUUUUGCAGAAGUAGAAAUUAUUCCUGAUUUCGUCCGCAAGAUGUAAAGUAUAUGAAUUUGUCAUAAUGUAGACAUUUGUCGUAUAUUUAAUAACCACAGUAAAAUAUAAUUUCUAUCAAAUAUUAAGACAUUCCUCGAGACCUUUAAAGAAGAUGUGCAUAGUAGGAUUAGAAGCGUACGAAUACCUUGUAAAUAGGCAUUAAAUGAAAAGAAAAAAUGAGAAUAAAAAAUAC
This is a messenger RNA of Papilio machaon (common yellow swallowtail), 1558 nucleotides long. RefSeq lists its product as uncharacterized. Gene Ontology annotation, cellular component: extracellular region. Gene Ontology annotation, molecular function: chitin binding. The record is from RefSeq and is a predicted model, not a curated record. NCBI's taxonomy places the organism in Eukaryota, Metazoa, Arthropoda, Insecta, Lepidoptera, Papilionidae. Bases 118 to 1269 code for a protein of 383 amino acids. The transcript has 5 exons.